CGCUUUUAAAGCUCAUCUUCCCUCCGAGCGCAACACAGAGGACGCCGCCGCCGCCGCCGCCGCCGCAGAUAAGGCCUUUGUCAAGAAGCCAUCAUGGCCACCGAGAAGCGACUGUCUGCCAGACGCAAGCACACUCUGAAGAGUUGCAUGCUGGUGGUGGCCAACAACCUCCUGGAGGCCGAAGCUGCCGAGAAGGCCGGAGAGCGAGAAACGUUCCUGGCGGAAAAAUGUCCUCCUAUGGACAUUCCCUACUCGGGCGACGAGCUGCGGGAACUCUGCAUGAAACUCCGCGAGCAGAUUGAUACCAGCGAGGAGGAACGUUACUGCAUCGAGUUCAAGCUCAACAUGGUCCUCAACGAGGUCCGAGACCUGAACAUCAAGAUCGUGGACCUGAGGGGCAAGUUCAAGAGACCUCGUCUGAAGAAGGUGCGCAUGUCGGCCGACGCCAUGCUCAAAGCGCUGCUGGGCUCCAAGCACACCGUCAACAUGGACCUCCGGGCCAACCUCAAGCAGGUCAAGAAGGAGGUCAAGGAGGAGGAUAAGCAGCUCCGCGACGUUGGGGACUGGCGUAAGAACAUCGAGGACAAGUCAGACAGGAAGAAGAUGUUUGACAGCUAAAUGCAGGGGACACAGUUCAGCUUGUGCUCUUCUCGUCCGAAAUCAAGAGUUUUAGCUCAAAAUGUUCGACUUGAAAGUGUGAAGACCUUCAACGUGAAGUUCUCGAUUGGUGCUUUGUAACACUCUGAUGGAAGACAGGAAGUUCCAAUAAAUGAUGGUUUCUUCGGUGUUUGUUAGCCACCAUGCUAGCUAGCUAGCGUGUUUUGUUUUGUUGGAAUAAAACUCUUGUGCUUGA
Messenger RNA from Phyllopteryx taeniolatus (common seadragon), 853 nucleotides. RefSeq names its product troponin I type 2a (skeletal, fast), tandem duplicate 2 (gene tnni2a.2). The transcript is spliced from 7 exons. Bases 94 to 618 code for a protein of 174 amino acids. Gene Ontology annotation, cellular component: troponin complex. Gene Ontology annotation, biological process: muscle contraction. The record is from RefSeq and is a predicted model, not a curated record. NCBI's taxonomy places the organism in Eukaryota, Metazoa, Chordata, Actinopteri, Syngnathiformes, Syngnathidae.